Molecule: messenger RNA, 1330 nt
Organism: Xyrauchen texanus (razorback sucker)
Lineage: Eukaryota; Metazoa; Chordata; Actinopteri; Cypriniformes; Catostomidae
Gene: nanog
Product: nanog homeobox
Exons: 4
Coding region: 104-1219 (371 amino acids)
Biological process (GO): regulation of transcription by RNA polymerase II
Molecular function (GO): RNA polymerase II cis-regulatory region sequence-specific DNA binding; DNA-binding transcription factor activity, RNA polymerase II-specific
Source: RefSeq, a predicted model, not a curated record
GUAGUGGAGUCCGUUGUGUGUUUUGUAUUAGAUCAGUAAGGGCUAAGAUAUAUAAGUUUAUCGACUUUCUAUCCCGCGUUCACCAGACACGUCAAACGAGGGGAUGGCGGAUUGGAAAAUGCCUGUUAAUUACAAUUUCAACCCAUCUUAUCAUGCGUAUGCAUACGGCCAACCGAAUCUGACCUGGAAAGAGGCCGCAUACACUCACACCGGCGGGGUCUCAACGAGUUUCUACUCCACUCAAGCCGCACAGCAGUCGCCACCCUGGAGUCCGGAGAACACCGCUGCCAGCAAUUAUGGGCACUACCCGAGCCACACGCAGAACGGGCGAUUGUUCCUGUCUUAUAACAAGACUGAGGUCGACCCGAAGACGAAAGAUGCAGAGCAGGCCGGGAGCGAUACACCAAGUGAUUCAGAGGCCCAUACACCAGAUUCUUGGAGUUCUGGGAGCAGUCGAGAAGGGGCCACUCUGACCAACCUGAAUCUCCCUUCCUGGAGGGAUCAGGACUACGAAACCGACAGCGGCAGUCCUGAUGGGACAGAACUUGUCUCAAACUCUCAGUCUGUGGUGGGAGAGGAGCCAGCAAGUUUGAAUCUGGGUAUGGAUGGUUUGCCUCAAGUGUCUGUGAGUACAUCUUCAACGCAACCAGUCCAACCCCGCAAGACCCGCACUGCCUUUUCUGAGGUGCAAAUGAAUGCUCUUGUACACCGGUUCAAUGUCCAGAGAUACCUGACACCUGCAGAGAUGAAGAAUCUUGCUGGAUUGACAGGACUAACAUACAAGCAGGUGAAAACUUGGUUCCAGAACCGCAGGAUGAAACUCAAGAGGCACCAAAGAGAUGGCAGUUGGAUGGCCGAGAGAUAUGGAAUGUCCAACACACCAGCUCCUCGCUCUCCGUUUCAGAGUGAUGCCUCCCUACCAAACCAAGACCAAUACAGUAACCCUCAGUUGAGAGAAGCCAUUUUUAAGAGUCCUCCUCCAAAAACGCCCUUCUACCCCAGCUACCCACAGCCACGCUCCCCUUCCCAGGCCACCACGAGACCCCCGGGAAACUGGCCUCUGCCCCCAGCUGUGAUGCACUACGAGUUCCCCAACCCUACUAGCUACAUGCAGGCCCAUGUCAACACCAGCAUCAAUGACGGCGGCAAUGCAGUGAACAAAGAAAGUCGUUCUACUCCAAUGCCUGCUGCCCCUAGCACCACCCACUGGUCAACAUAAGGAAUGACUUUGCUGUGUGGUUCUGGCUGCUUGUGUAUAUUUUUUUUUCCUUUUUUUUUUCUUCAGCCACACAGCAUAUGUUAACCAUAAUUGUAAAUAAAUUUUUUUUUU